GCGCUGCCUCCGUCUACGCGAUCUCCCUCACGGUCGUCCGACCAACUACCAUUCCCCAUCCUGCAGAACACGAUACAACACUUGAAGAUGGGCGCCUCAGAGAACAAGAAGCGCGCAGCGGCCUCGCAGGGCGGCCCUGCGUCGAAGAAGGUGCACUUGGACAAGGACUCGCGCAAGUCGAAGGACUUCAAGGGCAAGAGCGCGCUGAAGGGGAAGGACAUACAGAAGAAGGACCAUAAUAAGGGCAAGGUCUCUGCAUCCACCCCGAAGAAGACACAAAAGCAGAAGGAGGCUGAGGCUCCCGCGGCGAAGCGGAGAAAACCUGUGACGGCGACUAGCGAGCCGUCCGACGAAUCGGAGGACGACGAGGAUCUCGCAAGCGAGGGGGAGGAUGCGGAGGAGGAUGUUGAUAUGGAAGGGGACGAGGGUGCUGAGGAUGAGGCUAUGGAAGGAGUCGUAGAAGCUGAUGGCUCUGCGCCCAAUCCCAAGGACCCGGAGGCCGUUCGCGAAGCGCGCAAAGCCCAAAAAGCCGUCACCGCGCAGCGCAAGGCCUCCAAGCCGCACGCCUCGCUCAUCGCGCAGGCAAAGGCCGUGUGGGCGCAGGCCCGGCGCAAGAACAUCACGCCCAAGGAGCGCCAGCAGGCGAUCCGCGAGCUCAUGGACGUGAUCCGCGGCCAUGUGAAGGAGCUGGCGAAUAAGCACGACGCGAGCCGGAUCGUGCAGACGGCGGUGAAGUACGGGAGCGCGGCGGAUCGGGACACGAUUGCGGGGGAGCUGAUGGGGAGCUACAAGGAGCUGGCGCAGAACAAGUACUCGAGGUUCCUUGUCACGAAGCUCGUUCGCCUGUGCCCCAAGCGCCGCGCCGCAAUCUUGCGCGAGUUCCAGGGACACGUACUGCGCCUGCUCCUUCAUCGCGAAGCGAGCGUCGUGCUUGCCGACGCAUUUGAGCUCUACGCAAACGCGGCUGAGCGCGCGAUUCUCCUCUGUGACUUCUACGGUAAGGAGGCUGCGCUGUUUGACGUUGCGGCGGACGCGGAUACGGCAAAGGAGGGCCUGUCGGGUGUGCUUAAGGGCGCAGAGGAUGCGAAGCGGACGAGGAUUCUGACCGCGGUGCGGGAGAACUUGGAGGCAAUCUUCAACAACCCCGACAAGGGCGCGCUUACGCACGCAAUCGUCCACCGCGCGCUCUGGGAGUAUGUCGCGGCGGUGAUCGCCCACCCGGACCGCGCGCUCAGCGAGAAGCUCUAUCGGGAGGCUUUUGACAUGUGCCAGGACACGCUCGCGGAGAUGGUGCACACGAAGGACGGCUCGCGCGUCGCGCGCGAGUUCCUGGCGCGGGGCUCGGCGAAGGACCGCAAGCAGAUCAUCAAGCACUUGAGCAAACAUGUCAUUCCAAUGUGCACAGACGAGGACGCGCAGCUGGUGCUCUUCACAGCGGUGGACGUGGUGGAUGACACAAAACUGCUCGCAAAAUCCCUCAUCGCACCUAUUACGGCCGACGCGAGCACGCUGUCUACGUCGACCGCGGGCCGCCGCGCGCUGCUGUACCUCCUUGUCCCGCGGUCGCGGAGGCAUUUUACUCCCGCGCAGAUCAGUACGUUGGCAGAGACGGAUGGAGUGCGCGAUGGGACUGGCGAACAGGAGGGCACGAGCAAAAAAGCAGUGGAGGUGCGGCAAACGGAGGUAAGGCAGACGGCGAGCCAGGGCCUACUGGACUGGGUGAAGGAGAACGGGGAGGAGGCGAUCAGGGAGACGGGCCAGUGUGUGCUGGUAGGGGAGAUCGUGUUGGAGGCGGAGGGAGACAAAUCCGCCGCCACAACGACCCUGCUACGCGCAGUCAGCGCACCAUAUCCCGCUGCCGAGGACGCCCCGCCACAUGUCAUCGACCUCCCGCACGCGGCGCGAUUGUACAAGACGCUGCUGCAGGGCGGGCACUUCAACCACGGCAAGGGCGCCGUCGAGCCCGCGCCGCGAUGGGACGCGAAGGAGUUCGCCGUGCGGUUUAUGGAGGCGAUCGCGCCUAGUGAAGAAACGUCGGACGAUGCCGAUGCGCCGUGUCCUGCAAUCGCGAUGUGCACGCGCGGUGCGCGCGGGGGCGCGUUCGUGAUCGCGGAGCUGCUGGGUGCGCUGCCGGAGGAUAAGCGCAAGGAGGUCGCGGGAUGGUUUACGAAGGCGGUGCGGAAGGAGAUUGAGGCGGGCGAGGGGAAGGGGAAGGGUCUGCUGUUAGAGAGGUUGGGGAAGUAGAGCGAGAGGGAUGGGUUGUUUGUUUGUAAUUUCACCGUCACAUUUCCAGAACCUGAUUUGACGUGCGAGCUUAUUCGCUCAUCAAGUCAAGCUCGGAAUUGACUUGAGCAUACUGCGUCUGUAGGUCUGAGGUCGCUUUGCGAGAAAAGAAUCAGUAAGUACGACGGUUUCAGCGCAC
Molecule: messenger RNA, 2422 nt
Organism: Schizophyllum commune H4-8
Lineage: Eukaryota; Fungi; Basidiomycota; Agaricomycetes; Agaricales; Schizophyllaceae
Product: ARM repeat-containing protein
Exons: 6
Coding region: 88-2244 (718 amino acids)
Biological process (GO): regulation of translation
Cellular component (GO): nucleolus
Molecular function (GO): mRNA binding
Source: RefSeq, a predicted model, not a curated record